UUUUUCUGCGGGUUUAAAGACGAUCUUUAUAUAAGCUCGUCGAGCGAUCGUGUCUUCGUGAUCCUGACAGGAUUACGAAACGAAUGUCUCAAGAUAGGUUAGACGGUUGACUCGAGAAAUUCUUACACGAGAAACGUAGCGAUCUAUAAAUUUGGUUGUCAGAGAGGGUGAGAGUAAAGUGGGCAAUAAGUAGAAUUUAUAAUAGAAAGGCGAAAAUUGGGAAGAAUAAAGCACAAGGAUACACGCGAGGGUAAAUAAAUAAAUAGAUAUCCCACGUCUCGAUAAAAGUCAGCCGUUAAUUUUCCCGAAGGCGGCCGUUGUACCGUGAUAAUUACAAAAAUAUAAAAUCUGGAACUCGUCAUUCUGACAGUUUUAGUAGAUCUAGCGUUAAGAACAACGACGUUGUAGGGAUUGUUUGCCUUGGCGUGAGGCUACUUGUUCAGCUUUGACAAAUUUUAGUGGCACGCCAGCCUUAUUCAACCUUAGACACAACCCAGACCUACUUAUCGAUUACAAUGUUCGUUUGUAUCCUAUCUUAGUCCCGUUCGACUCAUCGGCCUUCCAACAAGACGCCGCCAACUUUUCCAAUCUUCCAUCGCACAAUCCUCUUCACGCCUCUUCAUCUUUAUGACAUCUAACUCCUUUAUACGGUACUCCUUUUAUAUCUCGUUCGUAACGAAUUGUUGAUGGACCAUUGCUGACAGAACCUUAGAAGGGGUCAUCAUGCGUCGCAAUUUCAUUUCCGCUCCUCUUUCUUCGAGAAGAACGAAGGAGGAACGCCUCCUUGUUGCGUUGUUGUAAAUGAAACGGGCAUUCCAGUGGCAAACGAUGACAUCGAAUUUUCGUAGAAAAUGUUUCGAGAAAACAUUACUCGCGCGAGUUACAAGGAAGUAAUGAAUCAACAAUUACGCGUUGGCCUCUGAUCUAAAUUCCAUUGGUAGAAAAUUCGCGAUGAAUCAAGUGGCCAAUUCUGACAAGUCUACUCAACAUCUGCAUUGUGGAAUCAUUUGCGUCAUAUAAAAUGACCGUAACAAAUUAUAUAUAUAAAUUAUGCAGUUCCGUGAUAUUCUUGAGCCCUCACUUCCGCUUUUGCAUACCGUCACUGUUCUUAUCCGUCGCGAUAAAAGUACCCUCUUAAUUCUACCUAAUUCAAAAUUACAUUGGAGGUGGUGAUAAACAAUCUCGAAUUAAAAACACAUACACGCACAAAAGGAUAGCAGAAUUACAGAGGACUAAUAUUAAUUUAUCCUUCUCGAUUCUAUCUUAACUAACUUUCUCGAUUCUUCCAUUGUAUAAACAUCUUUCCGAUCCCCAAAAUGUUGGUCCAAAAUUUCUCCAUCUCCGCUCCCCUCUAUUUCCAUAGCUGUCCAAACACGGGCGACCGUAAUACCAUUACACAUGGGCGAAUCGCGUCGAUGGGUAUCGCUCAAAGGCCACCCGGUUGAUUCACAUACCGCGGUCUCGCUAGGAAUCGCGUACAGGCCGGCUGGUAUUCCUCUCCCCCUUGUGUUCCUCGGUUGAACGAGGAAAAUUACGACGGUUCGAGCACUCUCCGGCUGGCUGGCAGAGUUUUCGGUGUGGCGGCCACCGUUUUAUUUAUAGCGGAGGAGGUCGUGAUGCGUUCCAAAAGCUACUCGUCGCACCAGUAGCACACGCUCGAGCGAACCGGCCUCGUCUCGUACCCAGUUUCCAUCGAUCAGCGUCCAUUCGUCGCUGUUGAUCGACGACAUCGAGAUGAAAACAGAAUCGUCAACGAGAAUUUCCAACGCGCUCGCGAACCGAUCAACGUGAAUUCGAAAAGAAGAAGAAGAGGAGGAGGAGAGAAGAGAAAAGAGAAGAAAAAGGAAAAGAAAUCACGUUUCUGUUCGCCUGUUCCUUCGCGUUUUUUCUUCAUCUCCGGUGCAAACACGUGACUACGUGGCUACUUCUUCGUGAACGGGACGCAGUGUCGUUAAAGUGACGGGGGGGAGUCGAUUCUCUACGUGCGAAGAUUCGAUGGCUCGGUCGGGAAAGUAGUCUAGAGUAGAUAGAAACGGAUGAAUGAGCGUGGGAUGCAUUGAGCUCGUAGUGGUAGGUCCUCUUCCGUUUGUUUGGAUCGUAGCGAGUGGACGCAUAAUAUAUUGCACGCGAUUCGAGAAUAGCUUAUGUGUCAAUCGUGUAUGACAAUUCUAUCGCGUCGAUUAACGAGACAAGGAGGUUAAUUAAGGAGCUCAAGUAAUUGUAUAGACCUUUGUCUAAUUUCAAUAAGCUCGAUACAUAUUUAUAUGUAUAUAUAUAUAUAUAUAUACAAUUCUAUCCCGUCUAAUAAUAAGAGGAUAAUUACCACCAAAGGUAAAAUCUGUCGUAACAAAGAUCGAACAUCUUCUUCUAUCUUCCUUGUCCAAAUUCUUCUUCUUUCUUUCGAAUGUAAAAAUCUAUCGGGUUGAAAAGUCAAGGUUAAGGCCAAAGAUUUAUGCGUUCGAUAUACCCGAAACACGUCACGAGCAAUCGCGUUCACCUUUCGGCAUGAGUCCAAAGAUCGGACGUUCCGCGAGCAAGCCUGUUAAUCGUUCCACCUUCUAUCGCUACAAUUAUUUCUCGUUUCCGUACAGUUGACUACUUAAAAGAAAAAGAAAAAAAAAAAAAAAGAAAAGAAAAAAGGAGAAAAGAAAAAAGAAAAAUCGGCGAGGUCUCGCGAGAACGAUCCUCGAUGCAUCCUCCGCGAUCAAAGCCAAAAACGGAGUCGUGAUCCCGUGUGACGGACAGAGUGUGCGAAGUGAAUAAAGGAACUGACAGUUGGCCAGUGAUAAAUGCGGUUUAGAACCAGGACCAGACGCGCCUCGUGCCGGAAGUCGAUGGACUCGCGAAGCUGACGAAAACUGAUCCACGUAGGCGAUCGUGUAAACGGUUCACCCGAUUGUUCACCCUUCUCUGUUUAUCCGAACGAAGUGCAAGGUACACGCGAGUUCUCCGCUCUUUCACGGGGCUUGCCGCGAUACACGGGGCAAGAAAAUGGCGCAUUUUCGACGACCAGCCAGGCGGGAGCACUACAAACCCUUUGGAAGAAGGAAGGGCUCGGCAGACUCGAACUACUCACAGCCGAGCUCGGAUCUCUCGCUGGACGAGGAGAAAGAGAGCUUGCGUCGUGAGAAGGAGAGGCAGGCCCUCAAUCAACUUGAAAAAGCCAGGACGAAACCGGUAGCGUUUGCAGUGCGGACCAAUGUGAGCUAUGACGGAUCCGUCGACGAUGAUUCGCCGGUCCAUGGCUCGGCUGUCAGCUUCGAGGUUCGCGACUUCCUGCACAUCAAGGAGAAGUACGACAACAACUGGUGGAUAGGUAGGCUGGUGAAAGAGAACUCGGACGUCGGUUUCAUCCCAUCCCCGGUGAAGUUGGAGGCCCUGAGGCAGCAGGCGAGCGCUGCACGUGGUACAAAGGGUCUCUAUUCGGCGCGUGGAGGGUCUUCAGGGAACCUUGGCGAGAGUGGUAUGCCCUCACGUGGUUCCACACCACCUACACCAGGUGACGACAGCGACAGCGUGCGGGGCGGUAAGGCAACGUUGACCACACCACCGGCCAAGGAGAAAAGGAAGAACUUCUUCAAGAAGCCGGAAACGACCACACCUUACGACGUUGUACCAUCCAUGAGACCCGUCGUGUUGGUCGGUCCAUCGUUGAAGGGUUAUCAGGUCACGGACAUGAUGCAGAAAGCGUUGUUCGAUUACUUGAAGCAUAGGUUCCGAGGCAGAAUAAUUAUCACUAGGGUAAUGGCGGACAUUUCAUUGGCAAAGAGAUCGUUACUCAACAAUCCAACGAAACGAGCGAUCAUGGAACGAUCCACCAGCAGGAGCAGCUGUUUGGCUGAGGUUCAAGCCGAGAUCGAGAGGAUUUUCGAGCUCGCCAGAACCCUUCAGUUGGUAGUGUUGGACUGCGACACGAUCAAUCACCCGUCUCAAUUGGCGAAGACCAGUCUGGCGCCGACGAUCGUCUACCUGAAGAUCUCCUCGCCCAAAGUGCUCCAGAGGUUGAUCAAGUCGCGGGGGAAGUCGCAGAUCAGACACCUGAACGUGCAAAUGGUGGCCGCCGAGAAGCUGGCCCAAUGCCCACCCGAGAUGUUCGACGUGAUCCUGGACGAGAAUCAGCUGGAGGAGGCUUGCGAGCACGUGGCAGAGUACCUGGAAGCAUAUUGGAGAGCCACGCAUCCCCAAGUGAUCCCGGCCGUGCCACGUCCCAUUCCUGCGCCGGAUGCGCCGGUCGACGUGCUCACACCCCGCGUCACAUCAGCCGUGGAGGCGGUGGCUGCCACGGGAGUCAUCCGAAAACAGGGCCAGUUGUCCUACGGUGAUGAGAACAGGCCCAAAGAGUCGAGCUAAAAGAACGCUCGCACCCACGACGACGGUCGGGCCUAGAACGACCGACGCUCUUCCACACUUCCUCCUCAUCAAGGAUGAGAUUUUACGGCGAUUGAUCGGCCGACCAAUUGUACAGUCUGUCGUCCAUCCCCCCUCCCCCCGAUUCUCGAUAGAAAGGGGAUUAGGAUGACGUUUGAGAGAAUUAGAGACUGUGUUUAUAGGGAAACCUCCUUAAAUGAGGCCGCGUAGUAAGUACAGGCAGGGUUUGAGACCGGGUUUGAUACCCGGAUCCCACACCCUGUCUCUCUUGUCCAAAGAGAAGGAUUUGAUUUUCGAUUAAUCCAUUGGUUACAUUUCGUUACAUUUCAUUCUCACCUCGAAUGUUCCUCACUUUUUCAUAUAUAUAUAUUUUUAUUUUAUUUUAUUUUAUUUUAUUUUUAUUUUAUUUUUCUCGUAUUUCGACACCAUUCUCUCUGUUGAGAUCAAGUUCUUGUUGUUUGAAUUGAUGAUUCCUUACGUUGUCGUUGCAAAUUCUAAUUUUAACUAGAGACUUUCUCUCUUUUUUUUCUUUUUUUUUUCUCCCCCCCUUUCAGUUCUGUUGUUUGUUCGUUUUUAUUUUCCACCCUUUUGUUUUUGGUUGUCUCGCAAAAAAAUCCCCUUCACCAACCCCUCUCACAUAGAAUAGGGUUGACACAUAGAAUAGUCUAACGAGAAGCAUUAACGAGACUUAUGGGAACCGAGAGGAUUAUAUACAGAGGAUUUUUGGAUAGAAUUACACACGUGAUUACUUCGAAGAGGAAUUUCUGAACGAAUCAUGGAUGGAUCUUCUUUUUUGGUCAUUGACUUGUUUUUAUGCUCUCUCUUCUACUGUUCUAUUCUUUUUUUUUUUUUUUCAUUUUUUUUGUCUCUCUCUUAACUUAAUGCAUUGAAAUUUUAUCUUAAAAGAGCACUUUUUUUUUCAGUCGAAGCAAGUCUGUGAAGGAGAACUUGCAAAUCGAGGUUUUAACUCGUCCACAUUGUCGAUGCUCGCGCUCCAGCGCAAUGAUAAUCCGUUUGAACGUCGGAGUCUUUGCAAACCGUGUCUUUUUUGCCCCUCUCGUUUUUCUUUUUUUUAUCCUAUUUAUCCCUCUUUUUGCAUAGCUAGCUUGCAUGUAUUGUGUGAGUGAUAUGUCGUUACGGUGUAUCUAAAUAUGACGCAUAGAUGGAUUAACUCGUACUUCUACAAAAUACUGUGACAAUUAGCUUAAUUUUAAAAUAACACUGGUUUUUUUUUGCGUGUGUAAUCUAGCCUUUGAGUGACAUUGAUCGAUAUCGAACUCGACACCCGUGUUGCUUUAUUUUUUCCGUCGAGUUUGAUUUCGAAAAUUCGAAAGGAGUGCUGUUCCAUAUUCAUAGCAUCUUGUGAAAAUUCAAUAUUCCGAAGCGAAAGAAAAAUUUAUUUUCUCUCUAUCCUUUCGAAUUUUACCCACUCAAUUAAACCCUACGUGUCAAUACUUGAAAAAUUCAUUAAAAAUUGCAAUUCAAUUUUUACAAUUCGAUAACAAAAUUCAAAAGACAUUCCAAGUGAAAAAUGGUAUUGACAACAAGGGUUGUAAUCAGCUUAAUUUCUGUAACUCUACGAGUAAAUCCCUCCCUAAUGUGGAUUUGAGAAAAAUUCGGAUUAAGAGGGAUCGUUAAAGGUUACAAAAAUUCAAGCUCCACGGACAGCUCGUGUGAACAAUCUCCAAACGAGAAUGUUCCAAAAUUGAUUGACGAUGAAAUAACGAAAUAAUAUGCAGGACACAGCGGUGGACACGUGAGCGAGGGGAGCCGGAAGUCGAGGCUGGAGAGGAUGGAUCGUGAUCGGGGCGAUCGUGGUGAACACGACUACGGCAACGAGGAGGAAUCGUACGUCAGUGGCGUCGAUUACGGGAGCGCAUCUAGGCGUCGCCAGCAGCAAGAUCCGCGCGCAUUGAACGCCAUUUAGGAGCUGGGGCCCCGGGGCCUGUCGCUACAGCGCUGUCCCCACCUGCGCACCACUGCUCUUUAGUGGGGUCGCCACCUGGUACGCUACUGAACGUACGAAAAACGUGCUUUUUACGCUACCGUAGCGAAGAAAACAAGCAAAAAAAAGAAAAAAAAAAGAAAAAUAAUAACGAUAAUAAUAAUAUUUGCCGCUCUGGUCUGUUAGUGGGGUUUCUUUCCUGUCGCUACCCGUUCAGAUGGUUCAUUUUGUUCGAAUCGCUAUUUACAAUAAUGAUAGUUAGAAACUUCCCUUCCUUGUUGUUCGUAAUUUAAAUCCCACGAUUUAUAAUAGAUAUUAUCGCCCUUUCGUUCACGAUUUGUAUUCAGCGUGCGUUUGUUGCACGUAUGUACUUUGUCACGCAGAAUAUUUCUUCUUUAUAAUCAAUUUUGUUAUUUCGUUCUUUACGUUUCUCUCGAUAAUAUCUCUCGAGAGUAGUUCUUGUUAUUAUGUACGUACAAUAGAUAGAUACACAGCAUCGUUGAACGCCAUUCGUUAACCGAGAUUAAGCGUGUACGCUACCGUAGAGAUACCGUAUCUUAUUUUUACUUUGUUUACCGUAUCGUAGUGGAGAAAGUUGAGAAGUAGAAGAAGUUUCCUUCAAGUUUCGAUUGUUCUUGCUUUCGUCCUAUUUUGUUGGAUUGUUGAGACAAUUAGCGAUACGCGUGCACGCUUGCCCCACUUGUUUUCCACCAGAUCUAUCUUUCUUUCCGCUGUUGCGAUUUAUCGAUUUAUAUACGGAGCUUUCUCUGAAAUCAAUAAUUAACGAAUUAGCGUGAUUUCCUUUUUUUUUUUUUUUUUAGUUCCAGCGAUAUGCAAGAUACAUGGCGUAAUAAUCGUAACAAAGUAAAGUGUCUAUAGUGGCAGACACACAUACAUACACACACAUAUAUAUAUAUACACACAUGUAGAUUCUAUUUUCUUAAUGGUAUCUCGAUUAAAAAGAAAGAAGCCUUGAUUGAUUUCGUAAUUAUAUCGUUUCUAUAUUGUAUUAUAUACUCGUAGACACACCGUAGACACAUCCUGUUCUAGAAAGAGAUCAUUGUCGAGUAAAAUGGCUUUAUUCCGUUCCCCCUCGUUUUACAGAAUUUUCUUUAGAUCAGUUUAUGCAAAGUUGUGAGUUGAAUUGUUGCGUGAAAGAAAGAGAGAGAGAGAGAGAGAGAGAGAGAGAGAGAGAGAGAGAGAGAGAGAAUGAUGAUGGUGGAUGACGCCAACGAAAACUUUCACGAGAAAAUUUUUUCCAACAGGAAUUCCGUAAAACGAUGGGCGGGUUGAUAAUCGAAUGUCCUUGUCGAUGAAGGUACGCACAGGAUAAAUCCCCCAUUCGCGGAGCCAGCUCAACGAGAUGAGUAUGUACACGAGAACAAACCAAAGAAAAUUAUAUACAGAAUCAGAGAGUGAUAAGAGAGGUAUUAAGAUUAUAUUACAUGCGAGUGUGAGGGAAAAAAAAAAAAAGAAUGAGAGGAAAAAAGAGCCCUGGGGCCUUAAUUUUUUGCGCUGACUCCUCCUGGGCCCCUAUACCCACCCCCACGAGAAUCAUAAGAUUUUUUAAGAUCGAUGAUUUAUAGGAGAAAUGCUCGUGAAUCGGCAUCGGGUCUUUGUUAAGAAAAAAAAGAAAAACGCCACGAGAUCUUCGCUCGAAAUUAGAUAAAUAGACGAUCGUUCGGACGGUUGACGAGAUCGGAAAAGAGAAAAAAAGAAAGAGGGAAGAAAAUCGAAAAGAGAAACAAGAAAUUUUUCGCGUAGAAUUAUUUCGAUUCGGCCGACGGAACAAAGCGAUAGUUGCUUCGAUUUAGGGAGUAAUGGUGAGAGAGGAUAAAAGAAAAUAUAAAGAUCGAGAAUCACUCUAGCCGAUUACAUUAGGAUCGAUCGCAUGAUUAAAUUCUUAUUAUUAUAUAUAUAUAUAGAGAUUUAUUAUAUAGAAAUUUCGUGGCGCGUUUGUCGCGAGAUUCGAAAAAAAUUUCACGAUUUCACGUGAUGAGAGAAAGAGAAAAAAAAAAAAAAAAGAAAAAGAAAAUAAAAUAGAAACGAAUCGAAUAAAGAUGCGUGGCGAUGGGUUGGGAAUCAGAUAAUCAAUUAUCGUACACAUGAUUGAAAGUUUUCGAUUUUCGAUGGCGCGUUGAUGAUCGCCGCGCUAGGUUGACGUGUUUAUACGUUUUAUUAGAGUCUAUUUGGUGAAAUGAAUACAGGUAUACACAUGUUACACAUACAGACGUACACAUACAUAUAGAACAUACACGGAGAAACACAUUUUGUGUAUAUAGUAUACAUAUAUAAAAAUAAUGAUAUAUAUAUAAAAAAAAAUUAUAUAUAUAUAUAUAUUGUAUACGUAUGUACACAGUAUGAACACUUCCACAUUUGUCGUUCGACAAAAAAAUUCCGAUCGAGAUUAACGAGUGAAAGAAUGAAAAAAAGAACGAGUGAAAGAGAAAAUGAAAGAAAUUAGAAUGAAAGAGAUGAAAAAGUGAAGCGAGAAAAAUGAUACUAUAUUACCAUAGAAUCAAUAGAUAUCGUGUAAAUAUUGUAAGAAGCCUUUAAAAAGAUGAGUCCUUUCCGUUUCCGAUCUUUUCGUGAAUGUGACAGUGUCGUCAACUGAUGGUUGAAAAAUAUUUGUCGGAUUUCGUCAUUGUUUUUACGGAUCUAAGAUUCACUUCCGCUCCUCGUGAUCAAGCGUGGACACUUUUGACUACGCACUACGAACUUGCUGCAACUAAAAAUACGAAAAAUAUUUAUGAUAUAAUUGAUUCGAUACAUACAUACAUAUAUACACACAUGCAUAUAUAUAUAUGUAUACAUACAUACAUAUAUACACACACACAUACUUCAUACACAUACUCACUCAUACACGCGUGUACACAUAGAAACACAAUCAAAUUGCACUAGCGCCCUCGUGCAGGAUAAUAUUAGUGAACUGACAAGUUACGAGUUAUAGGUUGAGAUAUUUUUAAAAAUUUUAUAAUUUUACGUCGAUGUUGAAUGACUUGAAAUUUAUAAAAUUUUCCCGUUGAAAUUUCCUCCUAUUCAAUUAGAGCUCGAUUAAUUUCGACAACUCUGAUCAAUUUGUAAAUUUCUCACCGAUAAAUAUUAUUAUUUAAUCGCGCAAGAAGGCCCGAUUUUCACUCGAGUGCAAUCGUGACAACCGAUAACACAGAUCGUGUUCCGAUCGUUCGUGUAUAUUGAAUUUUUUUUAGAGGCACGCAUCAACGUUGUUUCUUAAGUAGAACGAACGAGUUCUCGAGCACGCCGCUCUCUUUGCAAAAAUAACCUUGCGCACGGCCAAUAUAAUUAAAGACAAAAAAGACAAAAAAAAUAAAAAUAAAAAUUAAAAAAAAAAUAAAUAAAACACGAAACGUAACGUAAUGAAUUUUUCUAAAAAAAUAAUUUAGGAAAUUUUAGCUACAAACUUAUAUAUUAUUAUAGAACUAGCGAAUACGAAGCGUUUCUUUCCUAGGAACGAUUACGUUCGAAUACUUUCAAGACACGAAAUGUGACCAUUGCUGUGUGAAAUUUUAGCCAAAUUUAAUCACAACGAUCGUUUCCGCACUCGUAUCUCGACCGAUCGCUGAUACGUUUUUUAUUUUCUUUGAGAAGAAAAUCAGAAGAGGGAAGAAAACGAUCGGUAACGAAAUUUUCGAAUUACAUGUUCGUUAAGCGAAAGAUUCCCUCGAAACUCGAGCGUGGAUCGCGAUUCCAUUACAUCUUCCGCUUCCUUUCAUUCAUCCGUUAGCGUCGUUUCAUCGAAAAGUAAAUUCGAAUUCUUGUCAAACAUAUCCUUCGUUCGUCGCUGAACGAUCGUAUCGAUAGUUGAAGAUCACGGAGAUAUCUUGGCGAUAUUGUUCAUUAAAUUUGAACGGCAUCAUCAAAUGAGAUCAAACUAACAUUUCACGCGAAUGUGUUUAACUUUAAGAAUGCGUUCUUGCUUCGAUUUCUUAUUCUUUGCUCGAUAACGUUGUUGAAAUUGAAAUUUAUCUUAUUGGCUGAGAUAAUUGGUGUUCUUGGUCUAAUUUUGCUUGUCGAAGAUGCUUUAUAAAGCGAGAAGAGAAGCCGAAGAAUCGAUAUCGAAUAAUGGAACGAUCCGAUUUUCGAGUUUCGCGAGGAACUCGAUUUUAUUCGAGUAUUAUUGGUUACUCGAAUUUAUUAAUCGCUGACUAGUAAAAUGUUUUUUGUAGCCAGCGUUUGUAAAUACUAGAUGAAAUAUAUAUAUAUAUUUGCAAACCACUGGUGAUGUCUAUUUUCGAGGAUACUCGUGCUUCUACUUCGGCAUAAAAGAGUCUAUAUUCGAAGUACAAAACGAGCGCGUGCAUUUUCGUUUACUCGAGACUGUGUUCGAAAGUGAUUUGCGAACGAAUGCCGGUUAGUAGCUGGAGUUUCUUUCGAACUAUGUUUCCUCGUGUCGAACCGAUGCUGUUCGUAUCAAAAACAUGUUAUUAACGCGCGUCUGCUCGAUUAUUUUAACAAAAUUAUCUGUUCCUGCGAUUAUAAAUACUAAUAGCGUUGCGACGCUUAGGCCAACCGAUUUUUAAAUCAUAGCUAUUGUAUACUGUACUUUUUCUAGACGUCAUCCGACGUAAAUUAAAGCGAUCGAUAGAGGAUGUGUAACGGUGUCCAGUUGACGCCAGUUGAUAGCGAAAUGGAAAUUUUUUAUAAUAUUUUCUAAGAGUCUCGAUAAGCAAACGGAUUAUUAAAAACCCACGUCACGCAGAUCUGAAAAUACGACGUCUUACACGAGUCAUAUAUAUAUAUAUACACAUAAACAAUCCACAUCCACAAAAUCAUACGAUUAUCGAGAUACCCUUGAUAUUUCUUCGACGAAACGAUCCCCUAUAUAAUAGUUACUGACGCGAGUAUCCGUCGGUUCGUAAUGAUUUUUUUUGGUUUAAUUAGGAAUAUUAGCGGCUUCCAGUCCGAUCUUUCUUUUCGAUAAUAUCGUUGGAAUACUAGCGUAUCUGCAACACGUCCAUUAGCGCGUUAAAUUAAGAGGCAAAACGAGAGAGAGCAAAAAAGAAAUUAAAUAAAUAAAUUAUAAUAUGAAUCGUAACUUUAUAGCUUUCGAUCAGACAGCAAUUCGGAUUUACGUAAAAUGAAAAAAAAAAGUCUCUGUAGUGUUUCUCCGAUUUAGGAUUAAAAAAGAAAGAAAGAAAGAAAGAAAGAAAAACCUCGCACGCGAGAAACUCGUUCGAUACGAUAUAAAAUCGACACUACUUCUGUUCUAGCAAGGAGAUGAAGAGAAAAAAAGGAAAAAAAAAUAUAUCUUCCCUUAAAAGAAAACUUAAAAGAAAAAGUAUUAAAAAAAAAAAAAAAAAGAAAAAAAAUAGACGAGAAAAAGAAAAAUUCGUAAAGCAAAGAAGAAAAAACAAAAAAAAGGAAAUUCACUGGAGAAUAAUACGCGAUGACACGCAGGAACGUUGAAAGUCCAAUCGGGAACACAAUCGAAUUAUAUCUCUUGAAAAACUCAACGAGAACAUUAUUACGAGUGUUUAAUUAUCGAUGUUUAAGCUGUCUAACGAAGAAACGGAAAGACGAGAAAGGGAAGACUGGAAGCGAGGGCGAGCCUUUCUUCAAGGGUAGUGAGGGUCGAAAGGGCGCAAGUACAAUUCGUUCGAUGUAUAAAGAGAAAAAAAAAAAAAAAAUAGGGCGCGAAUUGAUCUUUAAAAAUUAAUUAGAAGUGUGUUGUUGCGUUGGCUUGCACCGUGUGCACGUGAACGUGUUGUUGAAAAAAAAAAAUAAAAAAAAUAAAAAAAAUAAAAAAUUCAGGCUGCUUUUUGCCGGCGUCGCGGCGAACGAUUUUCGUGCGAUCGAUCGACGCCUUCCUCGAAGAAUGCAACCCCCAAUUGCGAAUGGUUGGAAGGUCCAAGAAGAAGACGAAGAAGAAGAAGAAGAAGAAAUAAUAGAAGAAUAAAAAACCGCGAGAACCGCGAAGCAUUAACGAAGAAGGAUCUAUACUUUCCUCUUAAAAUUUAUUCUUUUUUUUUAAAAAGAUUUUUUUUAAAUAAAAGAUCCUCCUUUUCGUGAAUGCGGACCGUGCCUCGAUGUGCUUUUAGAGAUAUCGCGAAACGCCUGUCCUUGUAAACGAGCCUUAAGGCUUUCGCAAUGAAAUAUUGUUGGUUGCGUGAUUUCGAAAGUAUAUAUCUCGUGUGUACAGUGAGAAAAUACGAGAAGGGAGUAAGAGAGAAGAAGUUAAGGAUGUUAAGGAUCGCGAUGGACGCCAUUGUCGGUUCGACUCGAUAAUCGUGAUUUUCGUCUCCGAUUAUGCAUAUAAUCUGAUAAACGCGUAAAUACGUUUCCGCGCGAAGAGAAUGCAAAAAAUCGACGCGAGUUAUCGGCUUCUUCUGCUGCUGUUGCUACUGCUACUGCUACUGCUUUCCGUAUUUGAUUUAUUCGAGUAGACAUAACCUAGAAAAAAAAAAACAAAAAACAUGGUUAGUAAAAAAAGAAAAGAAACGUAAAAGAUUUGAUGAUUUACCGUCGAUCACACAUUUUAGAACGUUCUAGAAUUAGCUGAUGACUUGUUAUAGAGAUUGAAAUAGAAAUUGCAUAAAACAUUGUUAAAAAGAAGAAAAAGAAAAAAAAAAAGAAACGCAGCUAAAUAUUUUUAUAAUUUUUUUUUUUUACAAUUAAUACUCGAUGAAUAAAAAUGAAGAAAUGACGUCGAUAUGAUCAACUUGAAGAGCUACUUUUUCUCAUGCUGUCUCGUAUACGCAAUGCGAUCGUCGAUUCGAAUCAACCGGCGUCACAUCGAGGACGACGAUUGUCCUGCAAGUACAUCAAUUCUAACGUGUUCAAUUUCGACGCUUUCACGCGUGUCUAUCCCACGUGGCGUGUACACGUAUCCCCAAAAAGGAAAAAGAAAAAAUGGGAAACGUAACACACCCACGCCCUCAGUCACUUUAUUUUCUUUUGCGGCUGGUUCGUUGGAUCAAAGGUUUUUCCCUGUGUAUAUUGUCUAUUAUUCCCUGGCGCGAUUGAUUUCGAUUGUGGACAAGCGAACGAAGGAAGAGAUGUAAGAAAAUCGAGAGAGAGAGAGAGAGAGAGAGAGAGAUGAGAGGGGAAUUUUAUUUCAUUGUUCUCGCGGAGGAAUCAGCGUGCGAGUAAAGUGAAUAAAGGGAGUAUUAUUAUUCAGAAGGAUAAAUUGAUUUUGCUUCGCUAUUUACAAACGAGUCGAACGAUUCGUCUAAUCGUAUCGUAAGUGUGACGAAUGAGAUGAGAGAGUGGAGAAAGAGUGUGUAUAUGCUUGUAUGCGUUUGCGUGAACGAAAUUUUUGAGAGAAAGAAAAAAGACGGAUGAUGUAAAGAUGCGAAGAAAAGAGGAGAUCACGGUUCACCGUGCGCGAGAAUGCGAGAUUGUUCGGAGAUGGAAUUGAGGCGAUUAAUUAUCGAGAUGUUGUAAAUUGUUCUAUAGCAAAAAAUGAAAAAGUGCUACGGCCCUGGCAGCGCGCCCUUCGAGAAUUCUUCGACGAUUCAAAUUCUCCGUCCAUUUUGACCGGGACGCGAGGGAGCUUCGAAAUUAUUUUGGGAACAGCGAAUCGAUUCGAUCGAUGGAUCGGAUUAAUUUCAUCUUCGACGAAAUCUCGAAGCGGCGCGAUGCUUUGAUCGUUUCGAUGUUAAUAUGUCAAUGCUGUGAUGUUAUCCUUUGAAACUUCAAACGAAAAAAAAAAAAAAAGUAUAUUCCCCAUUCCCUAUUUGUCCCUACACUCCUCAAAUUCCUUUCGACACGGCCCCCUUGUCCAAAUUUUUUCCAGAAAGUAUCGCGCAAGAAGAAUCCUUUCUCCUUGGAAAAUGAAUAUUUCUAUUAUUGUAACACUCCGCAUAGUCCUGAAAAGAAAAAAAGAAAAAAAAAUAGCUAGAUUCUAAUCGUAUUUAAUGUAAAGUUUAUUAUUGUUACAUCUCAGUGAUUCUCUCCUCUAUCAGUGAUCUCACGGAGAGAACGAGACACGGGAGAAGAGAAUGCGUGUUCAAGAUUAUUAAGGAAGAAAUUGAGAUUUCACAAAGGAGUUAUUGUUAAGAAUUAUCCUGAAAAUAUAUAGCGAUCGAUAAUCGACCAACCCGUUACACGUUCGUUUCUCUCCGAUACGUCACUGGUAACUAAAAUUCCUACAUUUGUCGCAUUUGUAAAUAAAAUUUUUAUCAUCACACGAA
This is a messenger RNA of Apis cerana (Asiatic honeybee), 14466 nucleotides long. It is a transcript of the gene Ca-beta, whose product is annotated as Calcium channel protein beta subunit. NCBI's taxonomy places the organism in Eukaryota, Metazoa, Arthropoda, Insecta, Hymenoptera, Apidae. Gene Ontology annotation, biological process: calcium ion transmembrane transport. Gene Ontology annotation, molecular function: voltage-gated calcium channel activity; protein binding. Gene Ontology annotation, cellular component: voltage-gated calcium channel complex. The record is from RefSeq and is a predicted model, not a curated record.